AUGGUGUCUCCUACCAACACAGUGUGGGGACAGUGUGUAACACUGACCUGUAACACCACCUGUACUCUGAGUGACAACCCCAACCCCACCUACAUCUGGUACAAGAACGGCCAACGUGUUCUGGGUAAGACCUGUUUCAACGUGACUUACCUCCAUCAGAGUAUCUGUGCCUUGAAGGGGUCAACAGUGGAACUGCCCUGCACAUAUCAACAUCCAAGUAAUCAUACAGUCUCAGAAUCAAACUGGUACAUCCAAGAGAAACUUGAUGAGGAGCCUAAAAUUCUGAGCUCGGUGCCAGAGUAUGCAGGUCGUGCGGAGUUCGGUGGGGAUAAAGAGAAUGUCUGCACCCUGAGAAUCACAGACCUGAGGGAGAUCGACUCAGCUGAGUACUGGUUCACAUUCAAGACUCAGACACAACGCUAUUGGUAUAAUUUCCUUCAAAGAGAGACACAUGUCAGGCUGUCUGUCACAGGUCUGCAGGUGAAGGUGUCUUCUGCCACGGUGACAGAAGGAAAGGCAGUGUUACUGACCUGUAGAACCACCUGUAAUCUGACUGACAACACCAACCCCACCUACAUCUGGUACAAGAACGGACAACUCGUAAACAACCAAAAUAACUACCUGUUACUAGACCCAGUCAGCGGAGAGGAUGCAGGCAGAUAUUCCUGUAAUACAAAAGGGUAUGAGAAUCUCUACUCUCCUGAAGAGACUCUCACUGUCAUUUAUGCUCCAAAGAACACCUCAGUGUCAGUCAGUCCCUCUGGUGAAAUAGUGGAGCGAAGUUCAGUGACUCUGACCUGCAACAGUGAUGCCAACCCACCUGUGGACAAAUACACCUGGUACAAGAAGAACGUAACCUCACCAAAAGCAUCAGGACAGAGUUACAGCAUCACUAACAUCAGCUCUGAGGACAGUGGAGAAUACUACUGCGAGGCAGUGAAUGAAGUUGGAGCGAAGAAUUCUACAUCUCAAUGGAUCAUUAUAGCAGGGAAACAAACAUCUGUGAAGAAUGCAGCUAUAGGUAUCACAGUGGUUGUUCUGGUUCUCAUCCUCUGUCUCUCUGGCUUCAUGUGGUUCAGGAAGAAGGCCACCACAUCCACCUCUGUCACGAGGGACACAGCAGACAAUGGACAGGUAAACUCAAGCCUUGUUCAUGACAACAUCUCAGGCAUGGCCAUGACCCCUGCUGCAGCACAAAGAGCAGACACAGAUGACCAGGAUGACGUUCACUACGCCAGCGUCCAUUUCUGUAACCAGGAAGUGCCUCUGUACUCUACUGUCCAACUGCCUCGACCCCAGAAAGAGGAUGAUGAUGUCCAGUACGCUGCUGUGAAAUUCAACCGCCCCAGUGCUGCCACCUGACCUCUGGCACAGGCAGCUGAGGAGGACUCCUCCAUGGUUCAUAGCACAGUCAACAAUCCCAGGACCAAGACGACCAGAACAAAAGAAGUCCUGAACACAAGUAGAAGACCUGAACACAAGACGACCUGAAUAAAAGAAGACCUGAACACAACAAGAAGACCUGAACACAAGAUGACUCUGCUUGGGAAUUUUUUUUUUUUUUUUUUUUCAAUCGAAAGCGCAUAGUUGACAAGCAUACAGCACUUGAAUUCUGAAGGUGAUUUAAGCCAACAUCUGCAGCAUUUACCGCUAAUGUGAUCUCUGCAAACAUCAGGAAAAUUGUCUUUAAAAUCUGCAUUGUCGGCAGAACACUCUUUUUACAUUUGACUCUUUAUUACUAAAAAUAUAGUAUACUAUAGGGUUUAAUCUAGUAUACUAUAGGGUCUACUAUAGGGUUUA
Molecule: messenger RNA, 1800 nt
Organism: Coregonus clupeaformis (lake whitefish)
Lineage: Eukaryota; Metazoa; Chordata; Actinopteri; Salmoniformes; Salmonidae
Product: B-cell receptor CD22-like
Exons: 8
Coding region: 1-1362 (453 amino acids)
Source: RefSeq, a predicted model, not a curated record